UUACUGUCAUAGUUCAUUUUUUAUUGUGAGAUAGAGACGGGUCCACAGAUCAAUCGGUCUGUCAGCCAGUGUGUGCCCAUAAGUGGACGCUGCGUUGUCGAGGGGCUCAAGAUGUCGAGCAAUAUAAUGUGCGAAUGCAUGACAGGGAGGGAAGAUCACACCUUAAGCCCUCCAACAAACAUGCUGCGCACUAUAGGAACCAUGAACCAAAUCCCAUCCUUGAUUGGUCCUCAAAUUGACCGAAUGCUUAUGUCGUCGGUGUUUGCUAAGAGAUGGCCACACAGCUCAGCGGUAACUUGGCAAUCAACAGCUGCAGCACAGAAAACAGAUGUUACUUUACCCCAACUACCUGUUCCUCCACUGCAAAGCACUCUACAAAAACUAAUUAAAACAGCAAAACCCCAUCUAUCUGCAAGUGAACUGUGUGAUACCAUUAAAAUUGUCGAAGAGUUUGGCAAAACCGGUGGUAUUGGGGAGAAGCUCCAAGCCAAACUAGAAAAGAGAGCCCAAACCAAGCAUAACUGGCUUGAGGAUUGGUGGCUUGCAUACUCCUAUCUUGGUUUUCGUAGUCCAGUUGUCGUUCACUCCAGUCCAGGUCUGGUAUUUCCUCUUCAGGACUUUAAAGAUGUAAAUGAACGGCUGGUUUAUGCUGCUCGCACUAUCGUGGGUGCCUUGAACUACAAACUACUCAUUGACAGUGGAAGGGUUCCUCAAGACAAGCAAGGCAACAAUCCAUUGGAUAUGGUGCAGUACUCCAGGAUUUUUGGUGUCAACCGUGCUCCACACAUUCCUCUGGACAAGCUAACAUUUGCGGAUCCCAAAUGCCCUCCUAAGCACAUUGUUGUUGUCCAUAAUAAUCAUUUUUUCAAGGUGCCAGUCAUUAAUGAGAGAGGCUUGCCACUGGAUGAAAAGGAAAUUCUUUUCAUGCUGAAGUAUGUUAUUGACAAUUCCAAAGUAGCUGCCCCACCAGUUGGUAUUCUCUCUAGUGCCCAUCGGGAUGAAUGGAGUAAGGCUUACAAGGAACUGUCUUGCGUGAACAAUGGAGUGAACAAGAGGUCCAUAGAGGAAAUAGAAUCUGCUUUAUUUGUUCUUGCUCUGGAUCAAAAAAAUCCUGAAAUGCCAAAAAUUAUGAAUAGGCGAACAGUUGCUGCACUUCAAAUGUUGCAUGGUUUGGGAAGUUUCUCUAACAGUGGAAACCGUUGGUUUGAUAAAACCAUACAGUUCAUUAUUGGAACUCAUGGAGAGGUUGGUCUGUGUUAUGAACAUAGCCCUGCUGAGGGCCAGCCUGUGGCAGUGAUGAUGGACUUCAUUCUGAAGCAUAUUGCAUCAUGUAAAAAUGAAUUUGUGAAGGAAGUUACCUGCCCUCGUCCUGAGCCUUUGCCAUUUGUUCUGAAUAAUGCCCUGCAGUGUCAUAUUGAAGACGCCUCACGUGAAAUUGACAGCUUGGUUGCAAAUGUGGAUAUGAAUGCCCAUUCUUUCAAGGGCUAUGGUAAAGAUUUUCCCAAGCAAAACAAAAUGAGCCCUGACAGUUACAUUCAAAUGGCAAUGCAACUUGCUUUCUUCAGGCUCCAUGGACUACCUGCUGCAACAUAUGAGACUGCCAGUACACGAAUGUUUUUAGGAGGCCGAACUGAAACAAUUAGAUCAUGCUCUGAGGAAUCAACCCACUUUUGCAAGACUAUGCUUGAUAGUUGUGCCAGUCUUGAUGACAAGUUCAAAUCCCUCAAAACAGCAGUUAAUGCUCACCGAUCCUACACUAUGGAGGCUUCUAAGGGCCAAGGCGUUGAUCGACACCUUCUCGGCCUGAAGCUCAUUGCCCAAGAGGAUGGUGUAGAAACACCUGCCCUUUACUCUGACCCAGGAGUUACCCGCAGCGCUCGCAUGAGAAUAUCGUCCAGUCAAGUGGCUGCCUCUGUUGAAGCGGUAAUGUGCUACGGACCUCUUGUCCCAGAUGGCUAUGCUUGCUGCUACAACCCAUUGCCUCAGCAAAUUAUGUUUGCUAUUUGCACCAUGAAUGAAUGCCCUGAAACAAGUGCUCAGGCAUAUGUUGAUGCUCUGGAGGCAUCACUUUUUGACAUGCAGAAGGUUGUGUCAUCAUGCAGCAGUGUUCAAUCAAAAUUGUAAAUUCAUUUACCAGUAAGUCCUGUAAAGUAUUUUGGUACUGGAAGAACUGUCCCUGGCAUGAAUAUUAUGAUACAAAUGGUUUCAGGUUUUAUUGUGUUGGUUUUAUUUUUGAUGCCUGAUUAUGUGAUGGUUUGCUGGUAUUAAUCUGUUUUUAGUGGUUUGUGUUCAGUAUUUAUUUGCUGUAUUCUUAAUUUUAAAAUGCCCACCAACUUUAUAUUUAGUCAUUCAACUGACCAUACUAUGGAGUUUCCUUAGUAGCUUGCCUUUGUAUUUUUACAAGCACAGAAAAACUGAAGACUUAAUAUUUUUUAGCCUAAUUUAAUGAGAGGCUUGGACUGUAACUCAUUUAGUGAUUAUAUUUUGUGAUGUUUACUAAUUCUUAUCUAUAUCUUUGUUACCCAAUUAUUAAUAAACUUUAAUUCUCAAAAUAGUUA
Thrips palmi is the source of this 2558-nucleotide messenger RNA. RefSeq names its product carnitine O-acetyltransferase-like. The record is from RefSeq and is a predicted model, not a curated record. Gene Ontology annotation, cellular component: peroxisome. Bases 112 to 2124 code for a protein of 670 amino acids. Gene Ontology annotation, biological process: carnitine metabolic process, CoA-linked. Lineage: Eukaryota; Metazoa; Arthropoda; Insecta; Thysanoptera; Thripidae. Gene Ontology annotation, molecular function: carnitine O-acetyltransferase activity. The transcript has 14 exons.